AUGAUGAAGUAAACAUCCAUCAAAGUUGAUUUAUUUCUUUUCAUCUAGUAAUACUAUGCGAAUCCUUACUGUGUAUUCACCUCUAAAAUUUCAUAAGAGAAGCAGAGAAAGCUAAAAACAGCAGAUCAUCAUCAUUUAAUUCCAGCACAAAUAUUAGAGGAUUAGUCUGCUUUCUUGUCUAGAGCAUUUUUAAUUAGAUAUUGCGAAGAAGAGGUUGAGAUUAAUGAUAUCGGUUUGUUCAGAGCGGAAAUUGAUGUCGAACCAGAAUAUCUAAACACAACCUUCAAUAUGGAUGUUGAGCUGUUUUUCUCUGAUUUAAGUGCACUAGGAGGACCAGAUAAAUGGCAAUAAAAUAUUUAGGACAUUGAGUCUAAAGCAGUUUUCAAGUCUGUUUCUAUGCAGAAGUUUAAAAUACACAAACUUGCUUAGGGUAUGUCAGAAUUUGUACCAAUAAUAUUCGAGGAUUAAUACUAUGCAAGUCUAAAUUGUUUAGUAGAGGCUACUCUAUUAGAUUUCAGAUUUAGAGUGAGACAAUUUAAAAAUAUACAAAGUGACAUUGCGUCGUUUUAAGAGCGUGGAAUUCUUGUCAGAACUCAAGAUGGGAACAAGAAGUAAGAUAUGACAGGAAAAAUGAAGCAGACUAAGGAUGAUCAAGAUGUUUUGAUGACUUAAAUACCAGCUGAUACAAAUGGUGUGUAAAACAGUCAAUGGAAUUUCAAGCCUAAUAAUGUUGCUGAAUUUUUCUUUGCUGAUGAUUCUGGUGAAAUGCCUAAAGAGUUAAAUAUGAAGGAAGUUGAUCUACUCUAUAAUGAUUAUAUCAGAGUAAUGACUUGUAUGCAUGAGAGACUUAGGAAUUAGUACAAUACCUAUGUUACUAAAUUUAUGGAUGAAAAUCAGAGAAGAGAGAAUGGUAUUGAGCCAGAAACGCAAAGAUUAAUUUUACCAGGGGAAGAUGAAGACUUGUCUAAAAUGUUCGAAUAGAGCAAAGGGGCUGAAGAUGAAGAAAUAAAAGAGGAAAAGUUCUUUGGGUAAGGAAUGAUGGGAUAACCUUAGAAGAAUGGUGAUAAUAACACUAUUCAUCAAAUAAAUAGAAAUGGUUAAAUUUUAAGAGACGAGGAUGGAGUAAAUGAAAGUUAAUACAAUAUAGAUGAUACAAAUGAAUCAUUCAGCGAAAGAAAGAAUUAGACAAAUAUUCCAAGCUUGAAAAAUAACAAAAAUGCAAUGAAUAAAGCUACUAAGCCAUUCUCAGAGAGAUUAUUAAGCGGUGAAAUGAAAAUAGAUCCUAAUGAUCCUCUAGCUGUAGCCAAUUAAAUGAUUCUUGAAAUUAACCUUCUAGCAGGAAAAAUGCUUAUUCUCCAGCAUAAACUAAUUGAUGCAUUAAAAAUUAGUCCCAGAUUUGUCACUGAGCAUCAUCAUUUCGAGUUCAAAGAGAAGAUGAGGGAUAAAUGGGGUGAAAGCAUUUUUAGAGAAGUAGUCCCAACUUGUGAUUUCUCUGUCCCAAGUGAGGAGAAUAUUGGAGAAACUCACAAGAAGAUCGCAAAAACUAGAAGAGCAAAUUUGCUCUACCAGGAUAACGACUAACUUAAAAGCAUCCAUCCAAUUAUUUUUGAAGAAUGCUACGUAAAGGAUGAUGAUCAAAACUUUGUAAAAAUUGUAAAAAAUAGUGCCGAUUUAACUGAGCAAAAACUACUUAUGAUGCAUUUAUUUGUAUUGGUGCAUGGCUUCCAAGGUAACUCUUGUGAUAUGAGACUAUUGAAAAACAAUCUAUCUCUUAUGCAUCCAGAUGCGAUAUUUUUAUCAAGUACUUGUAAUGAGGAUUAAACUGAGGGAGAUAUAUUCGAAAUGGGAGAGAGACUGGCAAACGAAAUAAAGCAAUACAUUUAGUCCUUCUGUCCAGUUUCUUGCCUUGCAAGAAUCAGCUUUAUUGGGCAUUCACUUGGUGGCCUUAUUAUUAGGGCAUCUUUGUAACACUUGGAAGAAUUCAAAGACAAAUUCUAUUCAUACAUGUCUCUUUCCUCUCCACAUCUAGGCUAUAUGUACAACUCAAAUAAACUAUUUGAUGCAGGUAUGUGGUUCCUUAAGAAAUGGAGAAAAUCAAAGUGUCUUCAGCAACUUAGUAUGACCGACGCCAAAAAUAUGGAGGAUACAAUAAUUUACAAGCUGUCAUGUGCAAAGGGUUUAUAAUGGUUUAAAAAUGUUGCCUUAGUGAGUUCAUAUUAGGAUUAAUAUGCGCCAUUUGAUUCAGCUAGAAUUCAGAUUUGCAAAAGAGCAAACGAUGACGCAAAGAAAGGAAACGUAUAUAUUAAAAUGGCUUAAAAUGUGCUUGAAAAUUUGUCUACCAGGUUGCUAUACAGACUUGACGUCAACUUCAAAAUCAAUGAUAAAAAUCUCGAUUCAUUUAUCGGUCGAACAGCACAUAUAUAAUUUUUAGAAUGCUAGCCACUAAUGAAAAUGAUUGUUUAUCGUUAUAGAGAGUUUUUCUCUUGA
This is a messenger RNA of Stylonychia lemnae, 2487 nucleotides long. The record is from the annotation of a GenBank genome assembly. Lineage: Eukaryota; Ciliophora; Spirotrichea; Sporadotrichida; Oxytrichidae.